CCCCCUCGCGCGACUCAUCCUUUUCAGAUCGCUAAUUUCGCAGAUAUUUUGCAGAAAUUCCGGAAAGUAGAAAAAAUUGCUGAGUGGCUAAAGACCAAUGAGCACCAUGGCAAUGUCAUCUGGGGCAGCAACAAAGUCUACACUCAACCCCAAUGCCCCGCUUUUUAUCCCGGCAGCAUUUCAGCAGGUGGAGGAUUUCUCCCCGGAGUGGUGGGAGCUGGUGAAGACAACCACAUGGUUCCGUGACCACUGGUUCCAUCAGCACCAGGAGCAAGAAACUUUUGAUGGCGAUGAUGAUGAGGAUGUUGCAAAUCUGCUUCCAGAAUCUUUCGAUCUUGGCAUCGCCGAUGAGUUGUCCAUUCUUGAGGCAGAGUUUGAAGCUGCAGCUUACCACCAAGCUGCGGGUGCUGAAGAACUAUUUUCUGGUUUUCAGAAGGAAAUGAAGCCAAAGCCUGGCUUGGAGAAUGAUGCAGAGGCAGUGAUCAUGAGCCUAAAGCAUAUCACUGACGACAUCAUUUAUUUUUCGGAUAGAGGGAAUGAUUUAGAGGAAGUGACCAGGGGCCUGAACUUGAAAUCUCCAAAGAAUGGCAGGGUUAGACCUGCUGCGGAACCGGCCAGGUUUCGGGAGAAGCCAUUGCAAUGCAUGAGCUCGAAGCGCAGCACUCACCGCAUCAUUCAGCAGCCCCGUUGAGGACUGUGGUUGCUGCCGCAGUGGUGGGAAGCAGUUCAUGUCCCUUGUUCCUAUGCAACUUGAAUGUACUUCUGUAUAGAUGUAAAAUGUAGCUCUAGUGUUGUCCAGUUCUUGUUCAGGCACUGUUUCAUCUAAUCAGCUUUGAGAAACAAAAAAGAGAAAAAUAGUGAUGUAACAAAGAAAAAAAUGUGGUAGUUCAGUUCAGAAAACCCCAUCACAUGCGGUGUUUGAUGAAUAUUUUUCCAAUGCUGCAAAUGUUCAUGAAACUUGUCUUUGAAAGAA
Messenger RNA from Elaeis guineensis (African oil palm), 973 nucleotides. Lineage: Eukaryota; Viridiplantae; Streptophyta; Magnoliopsida; Arecales; Arecaceae. The record is from RefSeq and is a predicted model, not a curated record.